Molecule: messenger RNA, 10631 nt
Organism: Penaeus indicus
Lineage: Eukaryota; Metazoa; Arthropoda; Malacostraca; Decapoda; Penaeidae
Product: PHD finger protein rhinoceros-like
Exons: 7
Coding region: 1-9564 (3187 amino acids)
Biological process (GO): regulation of transcription by RNA polymerase II
Source: RefSeq, a predicted model, not a curated record
AUGUUCUUAGACUGGAACUGGGUUGAUUUGCAGAACAAGCAUUUAGUCAACAAUGUAGGUAUAGAGUGUGGUGCCAUGAAGUCAACAAAAUCAGGUCAGAAGUGGGCCCACGUUGCUUGUGCCCUUUGGAUUCCCGAGGUGUCCAUUGGCUCGGUCGAACGAAUGGAGCCUAUUACAAAGAUUCCAAACAUCCCUCAAAGUCGAUGGGCACUGGUCUGUGUCUUGUGUCGGGAACGGCGAGGUGCAUGCAUCCAGUGCUCGGUUAAAACCUGCAAAACUGCCUAUCAUGUGACCUGCGCUUUCAAGCAUGGCUUAGAGAUGAAAGCAAUCAUUGAAGAUGAAAGUGCAGAUGAUGGUGUGAAAUUGAGGUCUUAUUGUGAGAAGCAUAGUGUUGCAAGCAAGAAGGUAGGAUGCGAAGCAGAGAGUGACGCCGAAGAGGGAGCCCCGAAGAAGAAGAAGGACUGGACCUCGGAGCAGAAGAACCAGGCUCGAGCUGCCAAACUGCGGCAGAUCGAGUCUGAAUUCUACAAGCAUGUCGAUGUCCUGGAAACUUCAAACUUCUUGGACAUUGACUUUGAGACAACCGAGACUAUUUUUAACUACUGGAAGCUAAAGAGACGGGCUGGUUUCAACAAGCCACUCUUGACGCCACGCAGUGAAGAAAUAGACCUUCUUUCCCAUCAGCAGGAGCAUGAUAUUGAGCGCAUGAAGAUGUUCGUGCAAUUAAGGCAGUACUUGGAGAGGGUUCGUAACCUCUGCUACAUGGUCAGUCGUCGUGAGAGACUCUCCAGAUCCUUCCUUAAAACGCGAGAGCAGACCUUCUCAAAGCAGGCAUCCAUUCUGGCCAGCAGCGGCAUGAACUUGACGCAGCAGGAGGUAGAUGCGGUGAUGCAGGCCAAUCAUGGUCCUUCUGUGUAUGACCAGUUGUAUUCCCACCCUAGUGCUCCUAGCCACACGCAAAAGCAUUUCGAGAAGAUUGUAGCUUGCAUAGCUGGCACUCUCACAGAGAAGGUGAAACCCAAGAAGGAACCAGAGAAGAAGGAUGUCAAUGGCCUUAUUAGAACAUCAAAAGACAAGACAGACAAUCCGUAUAAGAAGAUGUAUGUCAACGGGGCAGAACAGCGCCGGUCACGCUCUAGCUCUCUGUAUAGUACUUCUGACUCCGAUUCUUCUCUCGCUUCCACGAAAUGGUCUCUGCCUACGAAAGGUAAUACUCGUUAUUCUGUUUACACAAGUAGUGAAGAGGAAACCAACAAGGAAAAUCACUCGGUCAAGCAGGAGCCCCCAUCAAGUAAGAGCAAGUUACCAUUCCUUGACAGUAGUGACAAAGAAAAGCCAAAACUUGAGCCCAUUAGCAGACCUGCGAGGGGAAGGGUGGGUAGGAGAAGAGGGACGGGGAGAGCUAGUGCCAUUAAGAGCAGGUCGUUCAGGGACCGGAUGGCGCACGGCUCGAGUGAGGAAGAUGUUAAGAAGUUUGAUAAUUUGAUAACUGAGAAAACUGUUAAAACAGAAACUAAUGCCUCAUCUUCAAAGACAGUGAGGGAGCGUCCCAGUGUAGAUACUUCUGAGGAUGAGGCAGAACCAGUUAGUAAACCCAAACCACAACCCAGCAAAAGAAGAAACAAAAGGAAGGUGACGCCAUCUAAGUUAGACUCGAGUGUAAGUAGUGAGGACGAGCCAGUGGUGACGGUGGCUACAGCUAAGGAGAAAAAGCCCAGUCGUCGGGGCAAGUGGUCGAAAAAUAUUCUGAGUAGCCAGACUACCAGUGUAAGUUCACCAGUAUCUGAAGUUCCAAAGUUGGAGCUUAGUGAUGAUGAUGAACUGGGUCCUCCCACCUACAAGCUGUCCAGUGACGAGGACAACAACAGUGAAAAGAGUAAUGAGCCGGCAGUGAUGAGCAGUGAUAUCUUUGGUGUAAGUGACCGGACAGACACUAGUUCUGACAAUGGUCGGGAUACGGCUUUAAGUAAAGGACCAAAGAAACAUGAUAAGAAGAAUGAAAGUAGAAUAAGUGAUAGUGAUGUGAACAGUGAUGAUGAAAACAAGGAAAGUACCACAGAUUCUCAAAACCAUGCAACACUGAAGACAAAGGCAGCUAAGAAAGAGUUUACUCCAAAGAUUGAGGCAAAGGCAGAGAGAAUGAACAAAAAGAAAACAGAUAAGGUUGGUAGAACAGUAAGAAAAACAGCCAGUGCUGAAAGGUGUAAAAGUGAGACAAGACAGUCAGAAGAAAUUGAAGUGGAACAUGGAGUUACGAAGAGCGAAGUUGAAGCAACACCAGGUCAUAUGUUUGUGCCACAGAGGAAAGCUGCAAAGAAAGCAUCAGAACUCAUCACUAGUCAGAAUACAACAAGUACUUCAGCCAGUGCAACUGCAGGUAUGGCUGGACCAGCAACUGCAGAUGUGGCAGACAUCAAGAAGUCAGUAGGAAAACCAAUCAAGGAGAUCAAGGAAGAUCCAGAUGAGCCUGAGAUCAUUGAAGAGAAGAAGGUCCUGGAGGAGAAGAGAAUAACACCCACAAAGGGCAGGAAGAGCAAGAGCACAAAGGAAAAGAAUGAGAAAGUCAGUGAAGAAAAGAGCGAAUCUUCUGAUGUUCCCAAGAAGAACCUCUUUGAGCCACCGGAAAUUCUGCCGUACGUCCCCAUGCGACAGGCUGCUAAGAAGGCUGCUGAAAAUCUGAAGGGUGGCAACAGUAAGGCAGGAGCAGCUGCAUCCAGUGGCACAGAGGAGUCUGAGUUGCCAACAGCAGCUCCUGUUGUGUCACCUACUAAAAACAAAAGAAUCUCACGGAUGGAAGGGAAGUCUGGGCCAAGAUCAAAAUCCAAAUCUCCUCGUGCAGCUAAGCCUGUGUCAUCAGCUACUGUUUCAGACUCGGGCUCAGAAAGUGAUUCUGAUUUGAAGUUCUCCAAGUCAAUAUUUUCUGACAGUGAUGAAGAGAGUGUCAUCAAAAAAGACAAAGCUGCAAAGGAUAAAACUGAUCCUCUUACUGAGGUAUACAAGGAAGCAAAGACAAACAAGCAGUUUUUUCGUGGCGACAUCUAUAUACGACCAUACCAAAGCUCCUCAGAUGAAAACGAGGAAGGAAGACCAGCCACACCAGGAAGAAAAUCCCUCCUAUCUCACACUUCUAAAUCAACUGGUGAUGAGUUUCAAGAUCUCUCCAAAAACCAGCUCUUUCGAGGCCCCUCAAGCAUAUCAGGCGACUUACAGCUCACCUCUGACAGUGAUGAGCGGGAGGAUGAGAACCAGGAACCGGCAGCUGGAACCCUCCGGAAGGCCCCUGACAAGAAGCUUAAAACUUCCGAAGGGCGGCCUGAACAUGGGUUUCAGCCGCCGAUUACUGAGAGAAGUGAAUCCGGAAUGUCCAAUGAGACGGAAGACCAUCGUUCUAAAUCACCCACCAGAAGAGAGACUGGAUUGGAGUCAAGAUUACGUCAAAGUGGGCCUCAGUGCCGACCGAGAACUCCUCCUGGUGAUGUCUCCGUGCAAGACUUCAGAAGUAACUCUCAUGCACCAUCGAGAGGACGAAGAAGAGGAAGAGAGAGAGAACCGGUUCCACUCUCCCAAGACAUUGGCACCAGUCAUAAACUCCAUACCAGAAGAGAGGUACAGCCUGAGGAGACACUCAAAUCCAUCAAAAAGACCCCAGAGAGAAGCAGCCAAGAGAAAUCUGGCUCCUCCAAAGGAAGUACCACAGAAAAGGAGGAGACACUGAAGGAAAAGGAGGUAGUGCAAAGGGACAGAAAAGAAUUCCUGAGAGAAAAGAAAGACCCAGUUCUGGAAAAGAAGGAAGUCCUCCAAGGGAAGGAAUCAUUACAACAAAAGGCAAAGAAUGAUUCACUGCGAGAGAGAGCAGUUGGUGGAAAGGAGAAGCAGUUUGUUUUGCCUGGAGAUAAGGAAGUUAAGGCUGCAGAGAAAGACUUGUUACCUGAAAUAACGAACUUACAAGGAGAGAGUAAUGAGAUUAUAAUAGAAAAGGAGGUUCAUAAAGACAAGAAAGAGUCUCAGAGAGAAAAGGUUUUGUCACCCAGAGAGAAAGUGGUAUCUCCCAGAGAAAAGGGUCUGUUCCAAAGGAAAAAGGUUUUGUCUCCAAGAGAGAAAGUUUUGUCUCCAAGAGAGAAAGUUUUGUCUCCAAGAGAGAAGGUUUUGUCUCCAAGAGACACCCAGAGAGAAAGUGGUAUCUCCCAGAGAAAAGGAGAGAAGGUUUUGUCUCCAAGAGAGAAGGUUUUGUCUCCAAGAGAGAAGGUUUUGUCUCCAAGAGAAAAGGUUUUGUCUCCAAGAGAAAAGGUUUUGUCUCCAAGAGAAAAAGUUUUAUCUCCGAGAGAGAAGGUUUUGUCUCCAAGAGAAAAGGUUUUGUCUCCAAGAGAAAAGGUUUUGUCACCCAGAGAGAAAGUGGUAUCUCCCAGAGAAAAGGGUCUGUUCCAAAGGAAAAAGGUUUUGUCUCCAAGAGAGAAAGUUUUGUCUCCAAGAGAGAAGGUUUUGUCUCCAAGAGAGAAGGUUUUGUCUCCAAGAGAGAAGGUUUUGUCUCCAAGAGAGAAGGUUUUGUCUCCAAGAGAAAAGGUUUUGUCUCCAAGAGAAAAAGUUUUAUCUCCGAGAGAAAAAGAAGGAAUGGCCCCCGAGAAAGUCAUAUCACCAAGAGAAAAGAAAGACAUCCUAAGAGGGAGAGACACCAGCAGAGAGAGAGGAGAAUCGCCUAAAGAAAGAAGAGAACCAAUCCGAGAUAGCGAUUCUCUUGAAGAAAAAUAUGACAAAGAAAAGGAACCUCCAAAAGACAAGAUAGAGACGGCUGAAGAAACCAUGCCCGUACCAUUUAGCAAGCCAGAUCUGCUAAAUGAAAUUGCUGAACCCUCGAGAGAACCUGUGGAUAUCUUUGGACAGAGAGAGAAAGCUUCUGAGAAGAUUGAACCUAUUCUGGAAAAAGAUCGCCCGCAGAAACCGACAGAACCACCAGUCAGAGAGGAGGACUCGAGAGUGGCAGCCGAACCCCCAGGAGACGAAAGAGAGAAGGAUGCAAUUCCAAAACCAGUAGAAACCGUGAAGAGAACAGAACAGCAACAGAAGUCAGGGGUGUUUGGAUUCGUAGGUGUAGAUUUGGAAGUUGAAAGAUUAGAAGAUAUUGUUGAAACAUCAGAUACUGAACCAGAACCCAAGAAAGUCCGAAUUGGUGAUAGUGAUGAAGACUCCAUAAAUGUUGUAGGAGAAAAGCGAGUCGAACAGCCGAAGGACAGUGGAUAUAAGAGUGCAAUAACUACACCUGAACCUGUAGAUAGAGUUCAUGCAGUGUGUAAUGACAUGGUAAAUGUAAAUAGUGUUGUAAAUAAUUUUAUGAGUGAUGAGUCACGUUUGGAAACUGUAGAUGUGACUAGCAAGACCCCGGUGGUGUUGCCAACCCCAGUGGAAGGGAGACAAGUGCUGAACAAGUUUGUCUCCCCCACUAGAAGAAAGAACUUGGAGGAUGUUAUAGGCGAGAUGAAGAGACAGGCUGAAGCACAACCUGAAGUACAGCCAGAAGCACAAGCUGAGCCCACCAAACCUGUAGCUCCCCCAGAGAGACAGAAUGAAGUCACAGCCUCCUCUCCUCCUCACUCCCAGGCCAACUCUUUCUCAGUUCCCCCUGUGCCAGAAUCCUCAGUAGCCUCUCCUCAAGCAUCGUCUGCUGAGGCUUUACCUCCCAAGAGUUCAUCCUCCCCAGGUGCUAACUUCAGAGAGCAGUGGCGAGGGCAGUGGGAGAAGAGUCCUCCUCAACCUGAGCAUAAAGUGGAUCCAGGGACCGGACCGCACUUGCCUCACCUUCCCAUGCCUGGCCUCGAGUUGGGCCUGCCCUCCUCCAUGUCAAUGCUUGAUCUGCAACGAGCCAUGUACUCUGCUGAUGCCCAACAUCCGCUGUUCAGCGCCUUUGAUUUUUUGAAUGCACGUACUAUGUUCACCAGUCAGUUUCGUCAAAUGGUAGAAGCUGGUAUCCCUCCACCAAUCUUCAAUACAACUCUAAUACCAGCAUACUUGCAGCAGCGUAGUGCCAAUGAGUUAGCUGCUUUAAGUCAACAGCAGUAUCCACCACCUGCUCGAGAAAAUCAGAUUCCAGAUAAAACAAGUAUGUGUUCUCAGGAAAUGUCCAGAUUGUCAGCACAUGAUGACAGACCUCCAACUCCAGAACUGCCUACAACAGAUGCCAAGGCAGGUAGCAGACAGGCUACAUCAAGCAGUAAAACUACGAAGCCACUAUCUUCUCCAGGUAGUGUGAUGACUGCACCACCUCUCUCAUCUCCUUUGGCUCAGAGCAACAAGGUAGUCCCAGGCCUUGUUUCUCCUACAACCAGUAGAGGACAACAUACAAGAGAAGAACAACCUUCUCCAGUAUUACCAAACAACAAAAUUGCACAACCACAACCUUCUCCUUCAAGUAUAUAUAAUAAAAAUGAAAAUGUACCAGUUUCUACAGCAUCUCAACCACAGGCAACAACCGUAGCCCCAACAGACAUUUCUUCUACAAGUCAUUCAGUAUUAUCGUCAUCAGUCAGCAGAACAGCAAGCCAGCCUCAAGUAUCACCUCAGUCCAGUAAAUCAUCACAGGCACCUGUCCUAUCACAGCAGUCCAGCAAACCUUCACAAGCUCCUGUAGUAUCACAGCAGUCUAGUAAACCAUCCCAGGUGCCUGUAGUGUCGCCACAGUCCACGAAGCCCUCUCAAGCUCCUGUGACCUCCACCACAACCUCAACAGAGAGCAGUGUGACCAUUACAAAGGUCAGCAGACCCCUGGUAUCUCCGGCGAGAAAUUCUGUAGUUAGUAGCAAGAUGAGCAUUGUCCCUCCUGCUUCAAACUCAGUUGUGUCUGUGGCUAAAACGAUAACUACAACUACAACUACUACAACCACUACUAGUCUAACCUCCGCCUCCGUAAGCAAAUCUCCACUGCUGUCAGUGACAAGCCCCGCCACUGUACCCAGUCAGAAGGAAUCGCCAUUGCAAAUUGCUGUUGAAGUACCUGAUUCAAAGAUUGAAACUAUUACCGUAGAUGACAGUGUUCUUCAUCAAAAGGAAGAGCCUGCACCAAAACGCGUGCCAAUAUACAUGCAAGAAGCCAAGUCACAGAAAGCACCUGAGAAGAAGUCUCCAAGAUCCCAGGCAUCAUCUCCGAGAUGGGUGAACAAGGAAAGCACAAAGGCAAGAGAGAAGAAGGGUAGCAAAGUCAACAGAGCUGCAUACAACAAGGGGCGAGGCAGGAGCACUGGCAAAGGGAAAGGUCGUGGUCAAAGCCCAAGAUUUAACUCUAUAUCAGUGCCUAAAGAGCUGGUUGGAACAGUGUACGACUUUGAUUUUGACAACGAAUUUGAUGAUGGCCCAGCCAACAACACCCUGGAUGACUUGCGAAAAUCCAGAGAAAAGCGACAAUCCGUUGACACAACACCUCAACAAUCGCUAACACCAACUUACACUAUAGAGCACAAAGAACAAACUAAAAAGUCAAGCAAAAAAUCAAAGUCAUCCCAGAAAGAGAAGGGGGUUACCAAGUCGGCAGAUGAUGGUGACAAAGUUGCCAAAAUACUUGAGGAUUACCGGAACACGCAAAACUCUCAGCUCCGGCGAAGCACGCACUCUCCUAGUCCACCUCGCGGCGACGACAUGCUAGAGGGCCCAUCGAAAUCUCCAGACAAAAUUCAAGACAUCCCACAGUUCACUUCAGAGUUCACCUCGAGCAUUCCGGAAACCAAGCUUACAAUAUCAAACUUGAGUGAUGUCAGAGAUUCAAAUCCAACAUCAGAGUUGUCUGUCUUGCCCAAGAGUACAGGAGACGAUAGUAGAGUGUCACUGACAGUGCCAACAGCUCAAAUUGGAAUCGACGAGAGAACAAACCAACUCAAACUGAAGAUCAAAGGACCAUACGCUAACUCAUACUCCGCAACCAACACGUCAGCUGCGCCACAGGAAGCAGUGGGAGCUCCUACUCCAACGUCUACAACAUCAACGUUAAGAAGAAUGAGGAAGAAGGAAUUGAUUCGUCAGUAUUGCUAUCAGGAUCAAAUGCCAAACGAGCCGGCGGAAUCUGGACCCAUCAACAGCACUCCAAACCCUCCCCCACAAUUAAGAACUGGCAUCACCAUUCCAAAGGCUGUUGCUUCCAUGCCUUCUAUACCAACGCGAGAAGACUACAAAAUGUACACGCAGGACGAGACCCCAGCAGGAGGUGGAGGUGGAGGCAGAAGAAAGAGACCGCCCCGGGAAUUAAGACACUUGGACUGGUCUGUGAUGGAGGACUCUGGGAAGAGGAACUCGGAAACGACAGAAGGUGGCGAUGUGAUAAGAAAAAGACCAAGAGCGGCUAAGGAGGCUGCGAAGAAUCUAGACGAAAAAGAUGUAUCAAGUGCCAAACCUCCUCCAAAGUUACGUAUUAGUUUAGGGAAGAAGGGAAGUGAAGUUACAACUGUGACAGCAGACUCCAAAGAUUUUGGUGGAAAGCAGCGACCGCCUAAAAAGCGGAUUGCCGAAGAAAAUGCGAUGGUUAAGAUCAAGAAUGACAACAUGAAAUUUCGAGAACAGAUCAUGGCAGACUUUGAUAAAGGGGAAAAGAAGAGUGGGGUGAAGGGAACUGACAGAGAAAAGAAAGCCAAGAAACGCAAGAUCCUCCUUGGCGAAAGCAGUGCAGACGGCAAGGAUGGUAGUUGUGAUGACCAGCACGAUGUGAAGGUCUUCACAGGAGACAGUACGAAUGCUCCCAAGUUAGUCAUAAGGUUUUCGAAAGCGAAGAGUGAAAGUUCUAGUGGUAAUAAGAAUAUCAAGAGUGAGGCCAAUAAUGCUGGAGGUCACAAAGAGGAGCGGAGUGAUUCGGAUUCUGUGAUGAAUCCAUCCUUAAAAAUUCGAUUAUCGGUGCCUAAACUAGACUCUGAGUCAACGAAGGAAGAGUCCUGUAUUCCUAAAAUCCCCCUCAAAAUAAAAUUUUCGAGGGUUUCAGAUGGCUACGUUGCUUCCAACACUCCGCGCAAGUUAGAAGCUGACGAACAAGAUCAAGGGCCAGGCCCUCCUGCACCGAAACCUCCUGACCUUCCCCCGGAACCUUUACACGAGAAAUUAAUUCCUGAAACCUCACAACCAUCGCCACCAUCAUCAUUACCCCCACCACCGACUCAACAGCAGCCGUUACCGCAACAGGAACAGCAGCAGCAGUAUGUACAGCAACAACCACAGCAACCAGUCCAACAUGCCAUAUCUGAGGUGACUGAGUGCCCUCCUCACCUUGAAUCUCGGAUACCACAGGCAGGAAACAUUCCCCUCCCCCUCGGCCCCUAUGACCCCGGCUGGCCACCGUCGUAUAGUGCAGCGGAGCAACUGGGAUUGCCCAAGAUGGACUACGGCCUCGGCUCCCUGAGUGCGCCGUCGAGAUCAGAGUGCCCAGAGGAAAUGUUUCAGAGAUUAGAGGCUCAAAUAGCAGCUACAGGAGGAACUGUACCAGAAGGUGGAGGCCCCGCCAGCAGUCUCGGCCCCAGACAAACUUCUGGACCACCUCUCCCAGACGUCCCGUCGUUACGCCAUACACUUUACCCGUACAAGGAAGGCUCUGACUGCAGAUGAUAAUUGCUUCUCUUUGAUAGUAAUAACUUUAAUAUUUACAAUAAUGUAACAAAACUACCAUAAUUAUGUACAAAUGUAGAUACCGUUGGUGUUGCUCACUCGAUGCACGAUGUUAGUUACGCAAGGAUUAAAUCACUUGCAUCUCAUAGCCUCAUCCAGGCCGUCAGUUUUGUUCUUUUUAUUAAUGUAAUGUUCUGCACUGUCAUUUGUUAGGGAAAAAUACUCGCUCCCCACAGGGAUUCUACCUUGGUACAGCUACACUCUGUUGGCAAAGAUUGUUGAUGUGAUCGUCGGCCCGCGCGGGACCACCACAGCAUCCCCCUCUCCCCCCCAAGCCAUGUUAUGGUAGUUGUUUACUCACCUGGGGCGUCCCUCAUCCCCACCUUGCUGUGUGUGUGACGCCCAUGGGUCAUUUGCUCCGCCCUCGGUAUCACGUGCUGAUUUUUAUCAAAUGGCCGUUUCAGCCAGGUGAAUUGUGUUGUUUCCUCGCCUGUUUUACUGUCACUUUUGUAUGGAGUGUGAGGGUGGUUGUUGUUGAGCGUGGCAGUGUUGUGGGCACGGCGCCCCCGACCCUCGGCCGGGCCCUGCACCAUCGGAAGGACCCCUGCCCCCCGGGCCUCGGGCGCCGGUCCUGUCGUCCCGGGGAGGACUUGUGUUCCCAUAUUUUGAUAUCUUUUUUACCAUUGUAAAUAGGAAGGAAUGUACAAAUUACUGUAUUUGCUUUUUGUAAUUUUAUUACUUUUGUACAGAUUUUAGUUCUGAUUGCUCAUCAGACAUAACUUAUGUUUUAUCAAAAGUUGGAUUUAUUUAUUUUUUGACUUCUCUAAAUGUCACAAAUUUCCAUGCCAUUACCAUCGAUUGAUAUUUUUUAGAUUUCUUCGCUUUUUAAUUCUACUCUUCUUUGUUGUAAGUACACGUUGUUUCCAUGGAGACUUUUGAGUUCUUUAUGUAAUAGAAGGCAGAAGAUUGUAAUAUAUUUCUUGAUCCCUCAACAGAGAAAUAGUCUUGUAAAUCUUAGUGUCAUGUGAUACAUUAAUAUUAUUGAAAUAUAAAUUUUUUAUGUUAUA